Messenger RNA from Durio zibethinus, 2857 nucleotides. The record is from RefSeq and is a predicted model, not a curated record. NCBI's taxonomy places the organism in Eukaryota, Viridiplantae, Streptophyta, Magnoliopsida, Malvales, Malvaceae.
CAUUUCAUUCUAAAAUCAACCAUGGCUGAUGGCUAUUUGUGAGGUGGGCACCGUUUUAGAACCAGAAAGUCGUAGUGAAAUUGCAUCAGGUAGUACAGGUACAUAACUUUAAUAAUUACCAGCACAAACUGAUCAUUUUACAAACGGAUUGGACAGGACAAACUCCAGCCAUUUCCAAAACAAUACAUUGGGUGAUCGAAUCAGCAAAGUAAAAUAUGAAAUAGUUGGAUGGAUAAAAACAUCAAAAGUAAAGUCGGCAUUUUGUUACAGAGCUGCAUUUGGGCCAACCCAUGAAAGAAUGCUGGAAUGCAUAAACCCACAAUGAAUCCAAGGGAAUCCAUUUUACAUGGGCUUUUGGAGACUAAGGCCUUGAUCCAAGCCAAGUAAACAUGCACAAUGAGGCCCAUGACGGAACAUAAAUUUUAAAUUAAAACUUUAAAAUCAACAUAUGAUUUGACCGCUUUUUUGUCUCGUAUUCAUAAAUCCCAAAAGUUGUUCCUUUCUCUCCGGCACGCGCGACGCCACCCCCCCCCCCACAAGAUCCUGCAAGCCACAAAACAAAAGCAAGGGUGUCACCACUCACCACUUCACCACACACCACCGCCAACUCCGCUCUCCAGUCAAAAGCAGUAUCCGAAAAGGACAGAGACCCCCAUGACCUUAGCUCGGACGAUCAUGACGUUGUCAUCGCUGAACGACUUCGUCUUCGAACCUGACGACAUCCCCUUCGGCUCCGUUAAGUGGUUCGUCUACGCGGGAUUCUCCUGCUUGCUCGUGCUCUUCGCCGGCAUAAUGUCUGGUCUUACUUUGGGUUUGAUGUCUCUGGGCCUCGUUGAGCUCGAAAUUCUACAGAGAAGCGGCACUAUUACCGAGAAGAAGCAAGCUGCUGUUAUCUUACCGGUUGUUAAAAAGCAGCAUCAGCUUCUUGUAACUUUGCUUCUCUGUAAUGCUUGUGCCAUGGAGGCCCUUCCUAUAUCCCUUGAUAAAAUUUUUCACCCCUUUGUUGCAGUGUUGCUAUCUGUUACUUUUGUACUGGCUUUUGGAGAGAUUUUACCACAAGCAAUAUGUUCAAGAUAUGGACUCUCUGUUGGUGCAAAUUUUGUGUGGCUCGUGAAGAUUCUGAUGAUUAUUUGUUAUCCGAUUGCUUAUCCUAUUGGAAAGGUUCUGGAUGCUGUGAUUGGCCAUGGUGAUGCUUUGUUUAGACGGGCUCAGUUAAAAGCCCUUGUCUCUAUCCACAGCCAAGAGGCUGGCAAGGGCGGUGAACUAACACAUGAUGAGACAACCAUCAUUAGUGGUGCACUAGAUUUAACUGAAAAGAACAUGCAGACUGCCGAGGAGGCUAUGACACCAAUUGAAUCAACAUUUUCCUUGGAUGUCAAUUCAAAAUUGGAUUGGGAAGCAGUUGGUAAAAUUCUUGCACGUGGUCAUAGUCGUAUCCCUGUCUAUGCUGGGAAUCCGAAAAACAUCAUUGGGCUGUUGCUGGUGAAAAGUCUUCUCACUAUACGGGCAGAGGCAGAGACUCCAGUCAGUGCUGUUUCCAUCCGGAGAAUUCCUAGGGUUCCAGCUCAUAUGCCUUUGUAUGAUAUCCUCAAUGAAUUUCAAAAGGGAAGCAGUCAUAUGGCAGCUGUAAUGAAGGUUAAAGGAAAGACCAAACACCUUCAGUUCUUUGAUGAGGGAGAGAAAUUUGACGAGCAUAGAGUUACCAAUGGGAAUUCUCAACUAACCACCCCUUUGCUGACCACAUAUGUCACUGAAUCAGAUAGUGCUCUUGUCAAUGUUGAGAAAUCUUUAAGGCCUAUCACUGUCAUGAAAAAUCCUCAACCAAAUGGUGUUGCAACAAAUACCUUGCAACACUUUUCAGAGGAUACCGAAGAUGGGGAAGUCAUUGGUAUCAUAACUCUAGAAGAUGUUUUUGAAGAACUUCUCCAAGAGGAAAUUGUAGACGAGACUGAUGUAUAUGUUGAUGUACAUAAAAGGAUACGAGUGGUCGCUGCUGCAGCUGCUUCAUCUGUGGCACGGGCUCCAUCCAGUCGUAGAUUGAUUGGCCAAAAGCCUCCAGGUGUUCAAAGUAAGCAAGGGCAAAUGACUAAGAAAUCUGUGGAUGAUGGUUCACAAACAGGGAGAUCUGUUGUUAGCCCAGGGGAAUCUCUUCCAGGCAGUAUCUAAAGAUCUUAGUUGGACAAAGAAGAAUAGAAAUCAUGUGUUUUUCUUCCUUGCCAUCUAUUGUAAAUUCUCAAAUCAGGUUGUGUAUAUUGCAGUUUAUGCCUGUAGUUCAGAGUGAGAAAACUAGUCAUGUUUACUGUAAAAGAAAAAUAGGGGAAAUUUUGUUUUGUGGUUGUUAGUAAUUCCACUAGCAAAAUAGCUAUCUAGGUAUGAAUUCUCAAUACGGGGUGGCAAGUUUGGUUUUUGGUGAGGAUCAUUUACUUUCAAAUAUUUCGAUACAGAAACAAAAAAAAAAAAAAAAAAGGUUUUGUUUUGAGCAAGGUGCUCAGACUGAUCUCUCUCUUUCAUAUACACGAGUAGUUUUCAAUUUCUACCAAUUGUGGCCAUCAAUUACUAAGACAUAAUUAGGAUAAUUUUUCCAUGAGCAAAUGUUCAUUUAAAGAUUUGAGAGAUAAUUUUUUUGUAUAUAAAUAUUUGACAAGAACAAGUAACAAGCAACAAGUCUGAUAGCUUCUCUACGACAUCGAUGUUAAGUCAUGUACUCGUCACAGCGUUUAACCUAUAUUUGGAAAAAAAAAAUCAUUAUUUCAUUGAAAUAACGAGUUUUUUGGAAGGAAAAAGAUAUUAAUUGUUGUAAUAAAAUUAAAAAUGGGACAAUUAGUCAAACACAAAUUACGUAGUAAAAAAAAAAAAA